Molecule: messenger RNA, 1377 nt
Organism: Mya arenaria
Lineage: Eukaryota; Metazoa; Mollusca; Bivalvia; Myida; Myidae
Product: gamma-aminobutyric acid type B receptor subunit 2-like
Exons: 11
Coding region: 1-1377 (458 amino acids)
Biological process (GO): G protein-coupled receptor signaling pathway; gamma-aminobutyric acid signaling pathway
Cellular component (GO): membrane; G protein-coupled receptor heterodimeric complex
Molecular function (GO): G protein-coupled GABA receptor activity
Source: RefSeq, a predicted model, not a curated record
AUGACUUCAGGUCAUCUAACUGACUUAGAAUACAGCCUCAUUGGCUAUCACAUUGUCAACGCAAAAUCUGACACAGGGAGUGUGUAUGGGAUGAGUGGCAACGAUGUACGAGUUGAUGUAGCAUCCUUUGAUCCAAAAAGUGGAAACCUCACGUGGCUUGUUGAACCCUUGUCGCUUUGGCCUGACACACAUAAGGCGCCAAGCGACAUGUUUACUUACCAAGACCGCCCUGUCCCUGCAAGCCUUGUGUCAUUUGUCGCAGUCAUAGUAAUGAAUACAUUCGGUGCUGCCAUGUCAUUUGCAUUCCUGUUCUUCAAUAUCUACUACAGAAAUAAUAGGACGAUCAAAAUGUCAAGUCCCAUCCUGAACAAUGUGAUCAUUGCCGGAUCUCUGCUGAUGUACAUGGAAGUUGUUGUAGCCAGUGUGGAUUAUCUGCAAAUCUUUCAAAAGGAUAUCCGGAGUUCUUUAUGCAUGGCGAAGACAUGGCUUCUUGCAAUUGGGUUCACGACCUUGUUUGGAGCAUUGUUUUCCAAGACAUAUAGGGUGUAUGUUAUCUUCCGGAAUUAUCCACUGAAAAGAAAGGUUAUCAAGGAUGCACACCUGUUUGGGCUUAUCGGAGCGUUCAUGAGUAUCGACCUUGUCAUUCUAAUCCCCUGGACUAUCAUUCAUCCAAUGAGGAAGGUCGAAAUCGUCGCAAGAAGUGAGUAUUCCACAGAUAACGACGUAAUCUGGUCGGUCAUCUACAGUUACUGCCAUAACCAGUUCGAGGUCUACUGGAUUGCCGUUGUCUAUGUGUACAAGGGACUACUCCUCGCCUUCGGUGUCUUCCUCGCCUGGGAGACGAGACAAGUUACCGUGCCUGAAUUGAACGAUUCUAAAUACAUAGGUGCGUGUAUCUAUAAUGUGGUGGUAAUGUGCGUGUUUGGUGUGCCCCUGUCCCACGUGAUGCCAGAGGAGGAGACAACUCUUCUCUACGUUCUUGGUUCUUGUCUAAUCAUCUUCGGGACAACCGUCUGUCAGUGUAUAAUAUUUAUACCUAAGCUACAACUUCGUCACCAGGUCGGCGGUCGUUUUCUGACGACUGAAAUGGCAAAGCGGGAACAAACACAGACGCUUAACUCCGCAAAUGAUGUGAAACUAGGUGUUGACCUUCCAGCAGCUCCAAACGCUACCGAUACAGACAAUGUGAAAGAAGAAAAUAAACUCCUGAGGAUGAGACUGGCAUCGGAAAGCAUAGCAAUGGCGCGAUUAAAGAAGAACCUAUUUCAGAUGACCGGAAACAUCCAUUUCUACAAGUCUGGUACAGACUACGUCCUUUUUAAGACUGACGGGGCGUCUACGUCGACUGAACGAGAACAAAAGAAAAGCAAUGAUUGA